UGCUUGCACAACACUGCUUUAAUAAAUGAGGACCAUUAGCAUGACAAAGCCCUGUACUGAACGGAGGCCGUGCCAGGAGGGGGGGGUCUUAAUACACCUUUUUUUUCCUCAACACACACACAGAAACACAGAGAAACACACACACACACACACGUAUACACAGAAGGCUGGACGGUGAGGAAGGAGGCAGGACAGGAUGAAGACGUGACCCUGAAAAGGAGAGCUGGCACUUAAAAUUGGGUAUACACACUAAUUUAUUUACACACACACACACACACACACACACACACAAACACACACACACACAUACACACAAAUAAAGUAUGGAUUGGAGUCUUGGUUACACUCGUCUAUGUGAGAAGAAGUCCAUUGCCAUGAGGACACUUGUACACAUAUAGAUCUGUGUGUGAGCCCAGUCUUAGUUCUUUUACACUCACACACACACACUCACACACACACACACACACACACAAACACACGCAAACAAACACAGCAAGACAGAUGUGUGACAAGAGAGACAAAGAAGCAUCUCACUACAAGGGACAGAAGACACACGGAAGAUACAGCCGUCGUCCAUCCACCUAUGGGAAGAUGUCUCCUGUCCUGUUGAUGGCGAUUCUGUCCAUGCUUUCUGAAAGUUUGGCUUCAAAGACAGUAGACACUUCCAGCACUGAAAAUAUAUCAACAGAGUCGUUCCAAGAAGAAACGUCAGAGAGGUGCAUCGUGGAUUCUGUGGCCCUUGUCAACCAACCGCUUCUGACCUCAGAGACGGUGUUCCAGCUGGUGAAUGCAUCCUGCAGCUUCAUCCAGGCUUUCUAUUACUGCCAGAGUCACUUCAGCUCCCUCACCUUCCGAGAUCAACGUGAGGAUGAAGAGGGCAUGAGGCAGGUUCUGACUCAGACCAAGUUGCAGUAUCCGGUCUGGGUCAGAGACAGUAAGAACCUCAGCCCCACACCCGUGCCGAGCCUUUACAAACAUAAUGUCGUCCUCACAGGAUUGUCCUUCUCUGGCAACUCUAAAGAUGGGUAUGCCCGAGUGGAGGCUUCGUUCCCACCACUGUCUGAGGUGAGCGUGUGCAUACGUGCCCAGUUCGCCCAGUAUCAUGAAGAGGUGUCCACCCUGUUCUCAUAUGCUGCACCCACCCUGACAAACGAAUUCCAGCUUCGCGGAUGCUUAGACAAGUCCAAGCGUCACGUCUUACUGGCCCUCAUCAUCCACGGAAAGCAUCACUCUUACAAAGCUUGGUUUCCCAACAAUGGUGGCUGGCACCAGAUUUGCGUUACUUGGCGGAAAAGUGAUGGACUUUGGAAUAUUUACGUAGACUCUGAAAAACGCGACUCGGGUUCGGACAAAGCCUUGUCUCGGGAUAUCUAUGGAAAUGGGAUAUUAAUUCUGGGACAGGACCAGGAUUCUUUUGGGGGGAAUUUUACUGAGCCAUUUUUGGGGAACAUGACGGAUCUAAACAUUUGGGAUUCGUGGCUGCUGGAGAAAGAGAUUCAGAUGCUUUUCACCUGUUCACCUGCCUCAACUGCGAAGCCAUUUUUCAGCUGGCAAGAGCGCAAUCUGACUCUCCACACUGUUGUAAAGGAGAUAUCAGGGAUGGUGCAUUGCCCUGGUUUUCUGCAGCAGAAACAGAAAGAGCAGGAUUCCUGCCGAGUUCUGAAUGACUUUAAUAAUGGUGAUCCAAAAUACAGCACGACACCUUGCUCAAACGCUCAUCCUUUCGUCUGCAAAAUCAGGAAAGACCGCUAUCUGAAGAAGAAAGAGCUGGAGGAGUCGUUGAUCUCACACCCGAGUCUCCUCAUGCAAAACCUCAUGAGCAAUGGCAUGACGACUGAAGAUAUCCUUGGUAUGCCUGAUGCAGACGACAGCUGGCCUGGAAUCUCUAAUCUGCUUAAUGUCUCCAAGAGUUACUUGCAGGAGUCCCAAGGCGAGCUGGAUAGCAGGGAUGUUCCACCUCUGCUUGGGAUGCUGUCCCGUGUUGCUGAGCUGCCAACCACAGGAGACCAGAGCCACUCGAUGGCACACGCAAUCGGCCGCAGUUUCAUCAGUCUGGCUGAUACGCUCAUGAGCGAGAAGAUCAGGGACAAAUGGGAGACCAUCAGAGAGGUUGUUAGUGGUCCAAUGGUUGUGGUGCAGACUAUCGACCGCAUGGCAUCUAAUCUCAGCCCACUGCUCCUGGGGGGCACAGACCACGUUCAGAUAAACAGCAGCAAUAUCAGACUACAGGUCAAACAGAAGAACGUGUCUGAAAGUUCUCAUGGAUCAGAGUUCUGCGGUUCUGGAACAGCUGGUCCCCUCGGUCUGGAUUGUAUCUCUGUUCCACCUCAAAGCAUGAAAGAGCUCCAAAGUGAGGGCUUCGGGAAAGUGACUCUGUUAAAUGCGUGGUACAGCUCCUUGAGGCCGCUGUUGAACAGGGAGGACAACAUCACGCUCAUCCCUGUUAGCACUGAUGCCUCUUUCAAGUAUAAGGAAACGGUCCUGGGCUCAUCGAUCAUUUCCAGCAGAGUGAUGGCUGAUGGGAAGUUCAUCAGUCUGGGUGUGCAGUAUACACUCCGCCAUCACGUUCAGAGCACUUCAGGGAUUGUUCAUAAGCCCAUCUGCGCCUUUUGGAAUUUCGAGCUCCUGGCAGAGGAUAAAGGAGGAUGGUCGACUGAUGGCUGUGAGGUCAUUUCCUCACAAGAGAAUGCGACUUCCUGUUACUGUAACCACACCACCAACUUUGCCUUGCUCCUGCAGAUUUAUGAAGUUCAGCGUACCAUAGAGGAGGAAAGAGGUUUACAGAUCUUAAGCUUCGUCGGCUGCGGAGUGUCUCUGUGUGGCCUGAUCUUCACCUUCAUCCUCUUCAUCGCUGUCAGUGUCCCAAAAUCUGACCGCACAACAGUGCAUAAGAAUCUGAUAGUAGCUUUGGCAGCUGCUCAGUUUCUCCUCAUCUUCAGUUACUGGGCUUCUGCUAACCAGGAUCUGUGCCUGAUGGUGACGGCUCUUCUUCACCUCUUCUUCCUGGCCUCUUUCUGCUGGAUGCUGGUUGAAGGGAUGCUGCUCUGGAGCAAAGUCGUCUCUGUAAACAUCAGCGAGGACAGAAGAAUGAGAUUCUACUACGCCCUGGGCUGGGGCUUGCCAGUUGUCAUUGUCUCUGUAACCUUGACAGUGUCGCUGAAAAAGUACAAGGCGGAGCAGCACUGCUGGCUCAACACAAAGUCUGAUAUUAUUUGGGCUUUUGUGGGGCCUGUACUGUUUGUUCUUACGGUCAACACCGUGGUCUUGUGCCGGGUUGUCAUGGUAACCAUCUCUAGCGCGAGGCGCCGGGCCAAAAUGUUGGCACCAAGCUCCGCCUCCAAAUCAAAGCCCCUGGAUCUGACGUGGGCAGCAACGCGGCCUGUCUUGAUUCUGAUGCCGGUUCUGGGUCUGACGUGGCUGUGUGGUGUUCUGGUUCACCUGUCUGUGGUUCUGGCCUACCUGUUUGUUGCACUUAAUGCCUUCCAGGGUUUGUACAUAUUCCUGGUGUAUGCGGUUUAUAACAGUGAGGUACAGAACGCUAUAAAGAGAAUUCAGGAGAAAAGGAAAGCUCUGUCCUUUACUAAUUGCUCUCAGCCAAUCAGCUUCUUGCCCUCUCAGAAGACCCCUGGUGCAUCAUGGGUAGACAGCUUGCCCACCCCUUCCAGCCCAGAGAGCAGCAGCUCCAGUCACAUGACCAACUCCACGGCCAGCUCGCUCGUCAUUAAGAACGAAAGUUUCAGAAAUGAUAAACUUGUAAGCUUCUCAUUAAAACCAACUGCAGAAAAUCCAGUGGUUCAGCUGAUGGCCUUCAAACCUUCAGGUUCAACUCUAGUGGGUGCUGUACUGUAUUUGCUCACAAAUUCACCCCCGAAGGCUCUCGUGUAGACGUCUCAGUCAAUGUAAAUAUUUCAGAACUAAUACACGAGAUUUGAACAUCAUUUGUGUUUUCUUACACAAUGGAAAUAUGAAUUGAAUAAGAAUUAAAUGCAGGAAUGUGAGAUGGCAGUGGCAUUCUACAAAGAAUGGAACAGAUUGGAGUGACCUGCGAUGCGAAAUGGAACAAGGUGGAACAGAAGUGAAUGGAAUGGAAUGGAAUUGAACAUAAUAGUUUGGAAUUGAAUAGAAAGGAUCAGAAUAGAGUAAAAUAUCGGAAGGAAAUUGAAUGAAAAAUCAAUUGAAUUGCAAAGAGAGUGGAGUGUUACAGUAUGUAAUGACAUAGUAGAAUAGAAGAAUAUAAACAGAAUGAAAUACAACGGUAUAGAAUAAAACGGAAAAGAACAGAAUGGUAUAGAAUCGAAUGGAUUAAUUGAUUCAUAUUUUAUAGGCUGGUAUAAAAUGGUAUAGAUGAGAAAUAGACUGAAAUAUAAUAGAACAGAAAAGAGUCGAAUUGAAUAGGAUACAAAAGAAAGAAUUAUAGAAAGAAAUCGAAUAUUAAAGCAAAUGAUGAAUUGCAGUGUUACAGUCUGUGCUGACUGAAUUUUCUGUUACAGCCUGUUGAAGACAGGACACUGGUGGACAACACAUGCUGCUGACCCACACACACACACACACACACACACACACACACACACACACACACACACACACACACACAAAGUGAAGCAGCUGGAGAAGAGCAGGCCUCUCCCACACUGCAGUCCCCCUCGUUCCCAGGGUUAGAGUGAAACAGUGCUGUGUGUGUGUGUGUGUGUGUGUGUGUGUGUGUGUGUGUGUGUGUGUGUGCCUGAAGUUCUCCUCUUCACUCCUCACCGAGCUCAGACUGAUGAAAACAAAGUGUAGUUAGUGUUAGGAUCAGACACACAGCGAGUCUUACCGCAGCACAACUUCAGACCAGACGGCUUCGGCUGUCGGUGAGAAGCUUUACCGUGACUGUAGCUGAGUAGGUUCAUGUAGAUACACUGCAAUACGCUGUAGUGUCACGACACACUGACGUAUGACACAGUGACGUACGACACAGUGACGUACGACAUGCUUUAGUCCCCUGUGAUGUGACCUCACUGACGCCUGCCUACCACAAGAGCAGGAAAUAGGAACGGUUCGAAUUAGCGAGGCGUCGCUGCUUAAAAUGUAGUUUAGAGAAAAAAAUUUAUUUGCUGUUAGUUUUUUUUUUUUUUGUACCAUCUGACGAAACCAUAGAGAUGUGAUUUUAUUUCUGAUUCAAAUGGAUGUUCGAUAGAUGUAAAUUAUACGUGGAUUUUUUUUCCUUAUCAUGAAAAAAAGAAAGUUGGUGAAUUGCUUUGACAAUAAUGAAAAUCCCUGUAAAUAAACCUGCUGUAAACCUUCCACAUGUGGAGUCGAUUUAUUUAUUUAUUUAAAAAAUAAUACUAACAAUAGUGUUAAUAACAGUAAUACUAGUAAUAGUAUACUAUACAAUACACUAAACUAUAUAAUACUUGAUCUUGUGUGAAAGCAUAAAAAAAUUGGAACAUGAAGCAGAAAAAUGGUAAUUAAUUAAGUAAUUAAAUAGUAACUAAUUAACAAAUGAACAGCUUCAAAUCAUGCUUACACAUAGACAUGAAAGAAGUGUAACUAUAACAGCAUCUACAUCACAUCAGGCUUUCUGAUUCAAUCCCAUCUUCAGUCUUUAUGGAGGCGGGGCUUAAUAAUCGCAAUGAUAUCAAAUUGUGUUAAUUAGUUGCGUUUUUUCCCAAGAUGUUUAGCUAAACACUGAGGUUGUGUUUACGUGCUAACGUCGCUUGUAUACUACAGAAAGGUAA
Messenger RNA from Tachysurus fulvidraco (yellow catfish), 5717 nucleotides. It is a transcript of the gene adgrd2, whose product is annotated as adhesion G protein-coupled receptor D2. Lineage: Eukaryota; Metazoa; Chordata; Actinopteri; Siluriformes; Bagridae. Gene Ontology annotation, biological process: cell surface receptor signaling pathway; adenylate cyclase-activating G protein-coupled receptor signaling pathway. Gene Ontology annotation, molecular function: G protein-coupled receptor activity. The transcript is spliced from 26 exons. Gene Ontology annotation, cellular component: membrane. Bases 502 to 3885 code for a protein of 1127 amino acids. The record is from RefSeq and is a predicted model, not a curated record.